Zingiber officinale is the source of this 961-nucleotide messenger RNA. Its product is annotated as ubiquitin-conjugating enzyme E2 2-like. NCBI's taxonomy places the organism in Eukaryota, Viridiplantae, Streptophyta, Magnoliopsida, Zingiberales, Zingiberaceae. Bases 16 to 705 code for a protein of 229 amino acids. The transcript has 6 exons. The record is from RefSeq and is a predicted model, not a curated record.
CAUGAAACUGGAGAGAUGUAUUCGCGUGGGUCCCUCUCGCACCGCUCGUUUGGUGCAGCUUGCUCGUGCGUGAAACGACUAGUCCAAAAACCAAUUUGCGAAGAAAGGAAUAUAUAUGAUUUCCGAUUCGAGAAGCUUCUCCUUCAGUUCGCCCUCUUUGAUCGAAAAAAAGCAAGGAACCGAUCGAGGCUGCUUCUGCUUUCUCCUAAGAAAUCGUGGUUCUGCCUGGGGUUUUCGUUUGGAUGGCCUCCUCGUCGUCCUCGUCGGCCCAGCUUCGCCUCAUGUCCGAUCUUAAAGCCAUCAGAAAUGAGCCUCCGGAGCGCAAGUCCGUCGUCUGACGAAAAUUUAUUCGUGUGGAGCGCCACCAUCUUAGGGCCUGAUGAAACGCCUUGGGAAGGGGGUGUUUUUGGUCUGCGGUUGACAUUUGGGGACAGUUAUCCCGCUAAACCACCCCGUGUACGGUUUACUUCUGAAGUCUUCCACCCUAAUGUUUAUAUUGAUGGGACUCUAUGCAUAGACAUCAUUCAGGAUGCUUGGUCACCUUGCCACAAUGUUUGUACCAUUUUGAUGUCGAUCCAGUCACUUCUCACUGACCCAAACCCUGCAAGCCCUGCAAAUCCUGAGGCUGCUCAAUUAUUUCAGCAUGACAAUCAAGCAUACAACAAGAGAGUUAGGCGAUGUGCUCGUGUAUCGAUUGAGCUGUAGAUGGUUGCUGUGUCUCACCAAGAAACUUACAAAAUGAUCAAGGCUGUUUUACUUAUUUUUGGUUCAGUCUGGACAUCAGUUAUUCUUGCCACGCCAUUGUAAAAGUAAGCCUAAUUAUUGGCGUAGAGAAUUUGUAACUUUUCUAUGUUGACAACCUGUUUUUUCUGGCAUCAAUCACAAUUCUUGUUGUUUUGUGGAAGAACUUUACUGAACAUAUAUACUCUGCAUUAACCAUGGAGAAUUCAAAAUUUCUAUA